GCAUCAAAUCUCUACUUCUCCUUUUUUGUCAACCCUUUUGGAGCUUCUUUUUUUUCUUUUUUCUUUUUUAUAUAUAUAUUUGGAUCUCGCCUCCCUUCCUUCCUUGUAUAUGCCCACACAUUGUUCGCUGAUUUGAAAUCACCCUAAACUCAAACCCAAGGAUUUUAGGGGGACUCUUUCUUGACCUCAGAGCUCUCUCUCUGUCUGUCACUCUUUCUUUUUGAACUACUACUACUCUCUUUUUGUUUCAAUUCGGCGCUGCUUUCUUGGUCUCCUUUUUACAAUCAGGUCAUGUAACUUGUCUAUUCUUGUUCGUAAUCCAUCUGGGUUUCCCACAUUUGCUUCAGUUUUCUCACGAUCUUGACUGAAAGUGGACAAUACAUUCUGUACAACUUAAUUUCUUUUACUAGAAUACCCCAGUCAUGUAAUUAUUGGGAUAAUUGUUUGCUUUAAAGCUCAACGGCUUUGUUAAAAACUUUUUUCCUGAGUGAGAUGAGAGCCUAUUAAAAGAAGGAAGAGUACAACAUUGAACUAAUUAAUAAUAAUAAUAGAGCAGAGCGCUAUGGAAGAGACAUUUGUGCCUUUUCGCGGGAUCAAGAAUGAUCUUAAGGGCAGGUUGUUGUGCUACAAGCAAGAUUGGACUGGUGGCUUCAGAGCUGGCUUCAGGAUUUUGCCUCCUACCACAUAUAUAUUCUUUGCAUCUGCAAUCCCAGUCAUUUCAUUUGGGGAACAACUAGAUAGAAACACUGAAGGAGUAUUAACUGCGGUUCAAACCUUGGCAUCUACUGCAAUUUGUGGGAUUAUUCACUCCAUUAUAGGAGGGCAACCUUUACUGAUUUUGGGAGUUGCAGAGCCCACUGUACUAAUGUAUACAUUCAUGUUUAACUUUGCCAAAGAGAGACCAGAUUUGGGUCACAAACUGUUUCUUCCAUGGACUGGAUGGGUGUGCGUGUGGACUGCGAUCUUGCUGUUCUUACUGGCUAUCUUAGGAGCUUGCUCCAUUAUCAACAGAUUUACUCGUGUGGCUGGAGAACUCUUUGGUUUGCUCAUUGCCAUGCUCUUCAUGCAGCAAGCAGUCAAAGGACUUGUGGAUGAGUUUCGCAUACCACAGCGAGAAAAUCCAAAACUGAUUGAAUUCAUACCUUCGUGGAGGUUUGCAAAUGGGAUGUUUGCGUUGGUUCUGUCAUUCGGUCUUUUGCUAACUGGAUUAAGAAGCCGAAAAGCAAGGACAUGGCGUUAUGGGAGUGGUUGGCUUCGAAGCUUUGUAGCAGACUAUGGUGUGCCACUUAUGGUUAUAAUCUGGACAGCCGUUUCCUACAUUCCAUCUGGAAAUGUUCCUAAAGGAAUCCCACGACGUCUCUUCAGCCCAAAUCCAUGGUCGCCUGGUGCAUAUGCGAAUUGGACAGUUAUUAAGGACAUGCUCGACGUACCCAUUAUCUACAUAUUUGGAGCUUUUAUUCCUGCUACGAUGAUUGCAGUACUUUACUAUUUUGACCAUAGCGUGGCAUCUCAACUUGCUCAGCAGAAAGAAUUCAAUCUGAGAAAGCCGCCUUCUUUCCAUUAUGACUUGCUUCUUUUGGGGUUCUUGACAUUAAUGUGCGGCCUGCUUGGAAUCCCUCCCUCAAAUGGCGUGAUCCCACAAUCCCCAAUGCAUACAAAGAGUCUGGCAACUCUUAAACACCAGUUGCUUCGGAAUCGACUGGUUGCGACAGCACGCCAAAGUAUGAGAAAGAACUCAAGCUUGGGACAAUUGUAUGGGAAUAUGCAAGAAGCCUAUCAACAAAUGCAGACCCCUCUGAUUUACCAGGAGCCCUCGGCUCGGGGGCUGAAUGAAUUAAAAGAAUCAACAAUUCAACUAGCUUCAAGCAUGGGGAAUAUUGAUGCCCCAGUUGAUGAGACAGUUUUUGAUGUUGAGAAGGAGAUUGAUGAUCUAUUGCCUGUUGAGGUUAAAGAACAGCGUGUCAGUAACUUGCUUCAAGCCACAAUGGUUGGAGGAUGUGUUGCUGCCAUGCCUUUCCUCAAGAUGAUUCCAACCUCAGUUCUAUGGGGAUACUUUGCCUUUAUGGCAAUUGAAAGUUUACCCGGUAACCAGUUCUGGGAGAGGAUAUUAUUACUAUUCACCGCUCCUAGCAGAAGAUACAAAGUUCUCGAGGAGUACCAUGCCACCUUUGUGGAAACUGUGCCGUUCAAGACAAUUGCAUUAUUUACAAUAUUCCAAACAACAUACUUGCUUAUUUGUUUCGGGAUCACAUGGGUUCCAAUUGCAGGACUUUUAUUCCCUCUGAUGAUUAUGCUUUUGGUUCCUGUAAGACAAUACCUUCUGCCCAAGUUUUUCAAAGGGCCACACCUUCAGGAUUUAGAUGCGGCAGAGUAUGAAGAGGCACCAGCUUUACUAUUCAAUCUUGCUACAGAGGCAGAUUUAGGUGCUGGAGCUUCUUUUGCGGAGGAUGGAGAAAUUUUAGAUGAGAUGGUUACUAGAAGCCGUGGUGAGAUUAGGCGUAUAUGCAGUCCCAAGGUCACAAGUUCCACUGCAACACCAACAAAAGAUCCCAAAAUCCUCCAGAGCCCACGUUUAUCAGAGAAAGCAUACAGCCCUCGACUAAGUGAACUAAGAGGGGAGCAAAGUCCUCGGACUGGUGGAAGAGGCCUUCUUAGCCCAAAAACUGGAGACCCAAAACCAUCUAAGCUGGGAAUGAGUCCUCAUAACUAGACUUAAAAUUAGUGAGAGAUAACUGACUUUGCUCUUUUUUAUUUGCUUUUAAGUUUGAGAUGGCUUGUAUGUUGUAACAUUGUGAUUUCUUUUGUCUAGUUGUUUUGGUUGGCCUUGAUGUAAAAUCUUACUUCCUAAUUGUAAUGCAUUGUUUUCUUGUAAAAAAAAUGCCAUAGCCGAUAUUGUUCUUUUCAGUUUUCAGAGUAAUGUUUCAUUACUGCUUCUUGUAAAUGCUAAGAUGUUGCCUUUGCAAAGUGGA
This is a messenger RNA of Camellia sinensis, 2969 nucleotides long. Lineage: Eukaryota; Viridiplantae; Streptophyta; Magnoliopsida; Ericales; Theaceae. The record is from RefSeq and is a predicted model, not a curated record.